This is a messenger RNA of Spinacia oleracea (spinach), 696 nucleotides long. Its product is annotated as serine/threonine-protein phosphatase 7 long form homolog. Gene Ontology annotation, biological process: meristem development; meristem maintenance. The transcript has 3 exons. Lineage: Eukaryota; Viridiplantae; Streptophyta; Magnoliopsida; Caryophyllales; Amaranthaceae. The record is from RefSeq and is a predicted model, not a curated record. The coding region runs from base 91 to 654 and encodes 187 amino acids.
CAGCUCGUCUACUUGCCAUUGAUUCGCGACUUGCGUAGAGCUGGGACAUACAGCUGGGGGAGUGCGACCCUUGCUUAUUUGUAUCGACAGAUGUGUCGAGCCGCUCGUACACGAUCCCGUGACAUUGGUGGUCCACUUAUACUUCUGCAGUUAUGGUCAUGGGAGCAUAUUCACAUUGGUCGUCCGAGGAUUUCGAGAGUUCGCGAUGCUCCACCUCCUGACCCAGAGCAUCCUAUUGAGGUCGACGAUCCAUCUAUUCUUGGUACUCAGCAUCAGCGUGGAGUGGACCCCUUAGCAUGCAGUUGGCUUAGGGUUCACUUUUCAUGUGGCCAUACAGCUAGUGGACUCUCUUUCUUUAGGGAUGCACUUGACCAUCAAAAGGAGACACAGAUGACUUGGCAGCCAUAUUCAGAGACGGUACUUGGUUUACUACCCGAGAUUUGUAGAUGUGAUAGAGAUAUAUGGCGCUCAGUUGUACCGUUGAUUUGCUUUGACAUUGUUGAGUACCACUACCCAAAUCGAGUGAUGCGUCAGUUUGGAUUGGAACUGUCAGUUCCCGUUGCGUGUGACACGAGUGUUGAUCUUCAUAAUGUGGAUCGACGGCAUAAAAACAAGAAGUUUGAAGAGAUGCAUCGCAAAUAUGUGGAGGAGUGACGUGAUCGUGAGAGUCGGAUUGUUCAAGGCACUCCUUUUGCC